AUGAAAGUCGAAGAGGUGAGCUCGGUUACAACGAGUCAAAAAAGGGAAAACGAUUCCCAGGACCGAAUCGACGAAUCUUCACUUCCCACCGACCCCGAUCCGGAUACAAUUCUGCCGGAUGUAAAACACGAGGUCGAAUACGCUGCGUCUGAAAAAAAUUCCGCGCGGACGUUUACUUCGGUGUCGGUAUCACCGUUACAGACGAUGAAAGUCUACCUUAGAUUAAAACCCUUUCCAUCCAACAUCGACCUGACAAGGGAACAAGAGUGUGCUUACACGAUAGUGAAUUCUACGACACUAAUGACAAAAUUACCUCCGACUGAUACGACAACCAGAUCCCCGAAGUUCCUCAAGACCAGCGAAGCUGUCUGCAGAACGUUUACUUUCACGAAUACUUUCGGACCGGAUACCUCACAAAUUGAUUUGUUCAACGAAGCCAUCGUGCAUCAAAUCCAAGAUUUCUUGGCGGGGCAAAGCUCGACUGUGAUGAGCUACGGAACUUCCAAUGCCGGGAAAUCCUACACCUUACACGGAGAGCCGGUAGCACUGGGAAUCAUUCCCUUGAGCAUAAACUUUAUAUUUCGAAAGGUGAAUUCGACACUGACGGUACCUUGGUUCAAACCAAUUUACCAAAAUAACGUUAUCAGUCUGAGCUCUAAGGAACGAUUACGCGAAUUGGAGAUAAGAGACAAGCUGAUGAGCUCGUUUGAAUCUACGGAAAAUACGGAAUUUCUCAAUGCUUUCAGAAAAAUGCGAGAAGACGGACCACAAGAUUCCGUAUCAGGUGAAAAAAUGGAUGACGUUAUUUAUACAGUUUGGAUUUCAUUUGCCGAGAUAUACAACGACGCUAUAUACGAUUUGCUAUCGACGGAAUGCCACAAGAAAAGGGUACCGUUAAAAAUGGUGACGGACAAACGAGGCAAGAUAUUUAUCAAAGACUUGAGAAUGGUCUACGUCAGCUCGGAGGAUGAGGCGUAUCAGGUUUUAUUGGCUGGACAGUACAGAUCGAGAAUCGCUGCAACGACGCUCAAUUCCCGAAGCUCUCGUUCCCACUGUAUUUUUACGAUUAAACUACUCAAGUAUUACGCAGAGACCGCACCCGAUGAAGUUGAGGUGAGUUCGUUAUCUUUCUGCGAUCUGGCAGGCUCCGGACGUUUGAAGACGAUGGCGAAUAUCGGAGAUCGACUCAAAGAGACGCAGAAUAUAAACACCAGCUUAUUGGUACUGGGCAGAUGUUUGAAGUCCAUCUGGGAAGGUCAAAGCAUAAGACAUCAGAAAUCAGAACCGGUCGGUCCAUUCCGGGAAUCGAAAUUGACGCGUUUAUUUCAAAAGGCUCUUUCCGGAAAGGAACAGAUGACUCUGAUCGUCAACGUGAAUCCGGUUCCGAUUCUUUACGCCGAGACGCAAAACGUGCUUAACUCUUCGGCGAUCGCCAAAAGAAUCUUCGUCGAACCUCUCAGAGACGUGAGAAAUAAAAAGUUCAUGUCCAGAUUUUCGAGGGUCGUUUCGCGAAGCGUGGAAACGGUCACCGAUUGGGAUCGUGCGGCUGCAGAGGAUUUAUCGCAUGAAAUCGACCACGAAAAGCUGAAAAAAUCCGACUACGUAUUGCGCGAGUGUUACGACGAAUUGUUCGCAGAGUAUGAAAAAUUGACGGAAGAUCACGCGAAACUGGAGGGGUCCGUGAUGCAGAAGGACCUUGAAAUUCGCGAAGAGAUGGCCAAUACCUACACCGGGUUGAUAAACGAUUUGGAGGCGAGCUGGAGGAGCCGUUCGAAGGACGCGGAGGAACAACAAGAACACCUUCUCGCCUGGUCGGUGAGCCAAGUAGAAAAUUUCUACAAAGAAAAACUGAAUCGCCUGAAUAGCAGAAAGCGCAGGCGUUGGGAUGACGGAGAUGCCGUUGACGACAGGGAAGCCGAUAUCCGGAAAAUGGAAGAUGAAAAUUCGAAUUUGACUGCGAGAAUUGUUGUAGCUAAGGAGACGAUCAAAGAGCUGAGAUCGGCGAGGGAGAAUGCGAUUGCAGAGAAGAAUAAAGCUGUCUUCGAACUGUCACUUGUGAAGGAGGAAAUGAUAGGCGUUAAAAAAAUGUUGGAGGCGGCUGAAACUGAUUUUCGUUCGAAGGAGAACGGAGCGCAUUUCACGGAGGAAUUGAAAAGGCAACUAACUAGCCGGGAAGAACGCAUUAAAAACCUCAAAGAAUUUUUGAAUGAAGCUAAAGAGGAGUACAUCAGGAUUACUUCGGACGCUGGACAGAUGGAGGAGCAAUUGAAAGAAGCUAAUGCAACUUUGAUAGAAAACGCGGAGAAAAUCGAAGACCUCGAAGAGCAGCUCGACCAGUCUAGCAUAUGCUUGGCGGAACAAGCAAAGGAGAUUGAACAAUUGACCGAGAAGUUGGAACGGCAAAGUAAGCAAUUAGUUGAGUUCGAAAAGAGAGCAGAAACUGCUGAGGCGGAAUUAAAGGAAUCUGAAUUUAUCAGGCUCAACUUGAUGGGUGCGGUGGAAGAUUUGAAUAAAUUGCAUGAAAUUCGUUGCACUCGUGCCCGUUACGAUUCAAAUGAUCAUUACCAUCACCACGAAAACGUGAGUAAAAAUGCUGCUCCAGAAAUAACGAAUGUCGAAUCGGAGAAUUCGCCGAUUAAAGGUGAAUCCCCGUUCGAAAAUCGACGCGAAAAUAGCGAUUCGCAAAAUCGCAGCAGUGUCCAAGUGCAAGACGCGACAAAUGUGUUCGAAACCGAGCGAUCCGUCAACGAAAUUGAUCACACUAGCAUCAAAACCAAUGACUCAAGUGCGAUUAACGAUUCGGGUAUCGCUCUUACCGUCACUAGUCAAAAUCAAUCUUCGGAUAAUAAUGGAGACUCGUUAAAUCAAGGACCGGAAAAUGAAAGUAAAAAUUUCCUCACAAGUUCCAACGAUGAACAGUUGGUGAAUUCGGAGCCUGAGAAUGAAAAAUUGAUGACUCGUAGUCUCUGUAAAAAUAUUCGUUAUCAGCAACUCUUCACAGAAAUGGAGAACGCCGAAUCAGAAAUCGCAGACGUUGCUGCUGAUGAUAGCGAUGGUGACAGUGAGGUCCGGAAUAAAAAAUGCAACAGGGAUCUCGAAUCAACAGAAGCAGAACCUCGUUCAGCAGGUAUGAACGAAUUCGAAGGUGAGUCGCAAUUUCCAAAAAUUAUCAUGGACUCAAAGGUUGACGAGUACGAUGGAAAUUCAAAGACUUCACAUGAAGCGUCAAAGAUCAGGAAUGACGACGAAAAGUUUGAUUUGAAAUCGUUGAGCGACAAAGUGUCGAGUCUCGAAAAGCAGUUGACAGAUCCAAAUCUAGCAGCAGUUAUGAAAUGGUUGAUGGAGCACGAAAUGGAGAUUGAAAAAUUGGAAACGGAAGUUUCCGAAUCAAAGGAACAAAGUGACGAGUCUCAAUGCGGAAAAACGAACGUGGGCAACACGCUGAAAAUGCAGAUGGAAUCGUUGAACGAGUUGAAACUGAAAAUAACCGACUUCGAAAAGACUUGGACGAAAUGGCAGGAAAAAGAAGAUAGUCAUCAUAGACAAUUAAAUGAGAACGUCGAAGAAAUUUCUAUCCUGGGGAGCCAAAUAGAAAAUUGGCCGAUUAGAGAGCGAGAGAAUAUGAAUUCGACUUCUAGUCCAAAUGACAAUUUAGGGGAUGAAUCAAAAAUAGCUGCACUUGAUAAAAGUCAGUCACUGAUUGCCUUGGAAUCCGAUGACCAGAGUAUGGAAAAAUUAGAAAAUCUACUUCGAGAAAUUCAUGAUGAAGAAAAACUCGAAGAUCAUUCAGGAUUUAGUGCUUCUCUGAAUGCGCGAUUGGAAAGCAUUCACUCCCUAAGUGAAGUUACCUCGCCUUCGACGAUUGAUCUCCUCGCAGCAUCGACUCCAACCUUACAAGAAGGAGACAAAAACUCGGACACCAAAUCGACCCCACUAGGACCCCCUUGUCCAGAUCCUACGUCUUCCUCUGACUCCCCGAUUGCGAACAAAAAAUCUCUGAUGUCUAAAAAAAAAUUGUUCGCCAAUCCGGGCGGGGGUUGCGCGAAUUCAGAGCCCGUACCAACAGUUACUACACAGAAAUACAACAGUAACGACAACGACGACAACAAUGACAACAACAACGAUAAAAACAAUGACAACGUCAUCAACAAUAACAACACCAACACUACUGCAACAGCAACAAUAACUACAACACAACAGUUACUACAACAAAAAUACAACAGCAAUGACAACGAUAUCAACAAUAUCAACACCAAUACUAACUGCAACAACAACGAUAACAACAAUGACAACAACAAUAACAAAUACACAACUACAAUAAACACAACGACAACGACAACGACAACAAUAGUACACCGAACGUAG
Molecule: messenger RNA, 4365 nt
Organism: Athalia rosae (coleseed sawfly)
Lineage: Eukaryota; Metazoa; Arthropoda; Insecta; Hymenoptera; Athaliidae
Product: kinesin-like protein KIF20B
Exons: 3
Coding region: 1-4365 (1454 amino acids)
Biological process (GO): microtubule-based movement
Molecular function (GO): plus-end-directed microtubule motor activity; ATP binding; microtubule binding
Source: RefSeq, a predicted model, not a curated record